Molecule: messenger RNA, 1281 nt
Organism: Ixodes scapularis (black-legged tick)
Lineage: Eukaryota; Metazoa; Arthropoda; Arachnida; Ixodida; Ixodidae
Exons: 3
Biological process (GO): DNA replication, removal of RNA primer
Molecular function (GO): RNA-DNA hybrid ribonuclease activity; nucleic acid binding
Source: RefSeq, a predicted model, not a curated record
AUGGCAGAUCCUCGUAGUCCGUAUAAUGGCGGAGACGUCGAAGCAGAUGGUGGCAGUAAUAAACACCUGGAGAGCACGUCCACGCAAGUCACCACGCUUCAAAAAGCCCUGGACACAAUUCAAGACUUCUCCAAACAGACGGGGUUACAACUCUCAACCGAAAAAACAAAUUACGUCGCCAUAUCCAACGCCAGAGGGCGAGAUGAAAAAGUUGGAGACAAGAUCAAGCUCCUCGUCAAUGGCCAGCAAAUUAAAUCUCAAACCUCAAUUAAGAUACUCGGUAUCGUGAUUGACGAAAACGGAAAGGCGGGAAGCUGGUACCAGCAAAUCAAAAGUCAGUGGAAGCAGGCACUCAAUAUGAUCAAACACACCACCGGCAAAGCGUGCACCAAGGUGGAAGCGCUUUACGAGAUCGGAGGACUCAACACGAUCGAAGAAAUAGCACAAGAAAACAAAAUCAGUCAAAACUUGAGGCUUGAAAAAACUGAACCAGGAAGAAAGAUCCUGAGAGCUCUUGGUUACAACAACGAGGUCUACCAAGUUUUUACGAAACCUCCUCCACCAUGGGAAGACGAGAUAGUUAUUGAUACAAGACCGACCCCGCAAAAUCAAGGAAAAACACAAGUUAAAAGAAGAAAUAGCGCUGCCAGGAAACACGACACCGAGGUACAAUCACUUCUUGAAGAUGACACUAACGUCAUUAUUUACACGGACGCAGCCAAGGAGGACAAAUGCACAGCUAUGGCUCAUUAUUGCGCAAACGACCAGAGAAGAGUCGCCGCCUCCCUGGGCAUUACCACCAGCGUCAAGGAGGCUGAACUUCAAGCCAUCAAGACGGCGGUCGAAAGUGCAGAACAAGAAAAACAUAAAAGCAACAUUUAUGUCUUUACGGACUCUAAAGAAGCCGUACGAGAAUUGAAAAAACAUGAUAGCCGCAGCAAAACGGUUAAAAGCAUUAAGGCUACGGCCCGACAGCUUCGAGCUGAAGGCCGUACCAUCAAGAUACGAUGGAUCCCCGGACAUCAAGGUAUCCACGGAAACGACGAGGCACAUGCAGCCGCACGGGAGCAGCUACAGGCAGUCCCACCCGGCCAAGGCUCAGUGCACCCCGUCGUAGAUGAAGACAUCGAAGACGACGUCGACCCGUCGGAAAUCAAAGCACAAGAACGGCUAGAAAGAAGACAAAGACUCGCCGAUCUACGCAGGCCAGACGAACACCCCCUUCCAUCGACAUCUUACAGUCGGUGGGAGCGUGUAUGCCUACGAAGGUUGCGUACAGGA